AUGAUAGAGAGAGCUUUACAUUAUUACGAAAAUUCAAUUACAAAGGCCAGCCCGAACCAACCUUGAGGGAGACAAAAAAGUAUUCUUAUGGCCAAAAAUAAUUAUACAACAUAUUUACUGAUUAAACUCCUAUGUAUAGUUUUUGGUUAGUAACGAUAUUGUAAUUACUUAGACUAUAUUUGUAAGAAAGAAAGGAUAAAUAGUAUCAUCUUUUUAAGGAGUAUGAGGACAAAAUAUAGUAAAUAACAUGCAUAUAAAAUAUGUAUAUUGUACAAAGUUAAUGGAGUUGAUAAGAGAACAGAAGUCAUAAGAAUUGAAGUUGAAGACUAACACAGUCCACUGUUUCUUUUUCUGCAAAGAAAGCGAACCUUCUCUUUUCCCUCAUUAUUACUCUCUCCAAACUUUUUCGACUAUAUGUUUUUUCUUUUCUAUUUUCUUUUUUUUUUUUGGCUUUCUCUCCUUGACCACCUCAGUACUACUCCACAACUAUAUCUAACACCAUUAAUAAGCAGAAGAUAGCGGAAUACAUUCAGAUAAAGUAGACUAAAGAAAGAAAGAGAGAGGAAGAAAUUAAGAAAAUGGAGGUCCAUCUUGGAGACUCGUUAACAAGCUUUCAAGAACACCACACUUCGGAUUCUAUUCCAGAUCUCUUUGCCUCUGAAGCUGAUCAUAUGCCUUCAAGAAACUUUUUCACUCGCUUUAAAAACAGAGAUUUCUACGUUCCUUUUCGAAGUGAGGCAAUUUCUCAUAUUUUACAGGCGCAGUUCUCCUGUAACUUAGACCCCUUCAUAUCCUACCUUGCUAUCAAUUACAUGGAUCGGUAUGUCUCUAAGCAAGAAAUUCCGCAAGGAAAGCCCUGGAUUUCAAGACUAAUGGUAAUUGGUUGCCUCUCUCUAGCUUCAAAGAUGAAGAACUCGCCAUUCUCAAUAUCUGAUAUUUAUAGAGAAGAGGGUCUUGUGUUUGACGCUCAAACAGUUCACAAAAUGGAGCUGUUGAUUCUUGAUACUCUGAGUUGGCGAAUGAGAUCCAUAACACCUUUCUCAUUUUUCUCCUUCUUUAUCUCCUUUAUCGAAAUUAAUGACCCAUUGACACAAGCUCUCAAAGACCGAGCUUCAGACAUGAUCUUCUGCUCCCAAAAUGACAUUAAGUUCUUAGAUUAUAAACCGUCAAUAAUUGCGGCAUCAGCGCUCCUCUUUGCAACUCAUGAGCUAUUCAUACAGCAAUUUGCUUCUUUCAAGGCUUCUCUCUUAAACUGUCAACACAUUAAAAGUGAGAAUUUAUUGAAAUGCUAUAAUAUGAUGCAAGAAAUGGUGUUGAUGCAAGGGUACGGGUCGAAUUUAGACACAUCAUCAAGCACAAGAACACCAAUGAGUGUGCUUGAACGUGAAAUCACCAACUCAGAUGGCGAAAACUCCAUGUCCAUGUCCAUAGCUACUGCUACUACUGCUACUACCUCCUCGGCUCAAAUAUGUGUCACUUCAUCAAUGGUAGACAAGGAUGACAACAAGAGACGAAAAUUGAAUGGUGUGUGUAAUAAUAACAAUAAUAAUAAUAGUAGGUUUCAGCUUUCUCAGUUUCAUCACUACUGAGUACUGAUUAUUAGAACCAAACAAGGAAACUGGUCCAUGUCUAGUGACAAUUGUCUCCUGUGAUGUUCGACUUUUUGGGCUCUGAUUUGAAGCAUUAGGCGUUGUAAGGGGUCAGGCUCAAGUCUGUUUCACUUUCCUCUGUCUCUGUCUCUCUUUCUUCACACCCUGUUAAAAAGAGUAAAGUACUGGGAAAUUAUUUAGAACAAAAUAAAAAUUUGGUUAGUAGGAUGUGGUGAUGACAUAAAAACAGGGUUUUGUUUACUUUGAUGAUUUUAAGUACAUUUUAAUUUUCAAUACAACGCUUGUCCUCUUGUUUUUUUC
Molecule: messenger RNA, 1910 nt
Organism: Cannabis sativa
Lineage: Eukaryota; Viridiplantae; Streptophyta; Magnoliopsida; Rosales; Cannabaceae
Product: putative cyclin-D6-1
Exons: 6
Coding region: 579-1589 (336 amino acids)
Biological process (GO): regulation of cyclin-dependent protein serine/threonine kinase activity; mitotic cell cycle phase transition
Cellular component (GO): nucleus; cyclin-dependent protein kinase holoenzyme complex; cytoplasm
Molecular function (GO): cyclin-dependent protein serine/threonine kinase regulator activity
Source: RefSeq, a predicted model, not a curated record